AAUCACUACUAUCAGAUGUUUAUAGUGUUUUGUUUAACUUUGCUGUAUUCUGAUUCGUGUAAAAUUUACAUAGCAUUUAAUUCCAAAGGGAUACAGAAAUAAAAGAAUAACUAAAGUCAUGCAAAUAACAAUAAAAGUUUUAAAAGGGCAGGAUUUCACAUUGGAGGUGGAAUCGGCAACUACAAUUUUAGAAAUAAAAAACGAAAUUGAGAACAAACUACAGAUUCCAUUAUCUGAACAAAAGUUGCUUCUCUUUGGCCGUACUUUAAAUGAUGAAAACACUGUCUCUUCCUAUCCAAAUAUUCGUGAUGGAAGCAAGUUGAAUUUGGUAGUAAUGCGACAACGAAUCGAAGGAUUAAGAGAGGUAAUACAUCGUUCAUUCCGUAAGUACUACAAUGAACAGCAAACGGAUAAACUGGUAUCUGCAUUCAUGUCCGACUUCGAGGCGAAUUUAAAACAAAUGAGUUUGGAUGAUAUAGACCGAUUAUCGGAGAAUUUGAUAAUUGCAUAAGAAAUGAAACUUACAAGAUAAGCAGGCAAUAUCUGUACCUAAACUAAACUAAAUAUUUGCUU
Rhagoletis zephyria (snowberry fruit fly) is the source of this 573-nucleotide messenger RNA. Its product is annotated as ubiquitin-like protein 4A. Gene Ontology annotation, biological process: tail-anchored membrane protein insertion into ER membrane; post-translational protein targeting to endoplasmic reticulum membrane. NCBI's taxonomy places the organism in Eukaryota, Metazoa, Arthropoda, Insecta, Diptera, Tephritidae. The record is from RefSeq and is a predicted model, not a curated record. Gene Ontology annotation, molecular function: protein-folding chaperone binding. Gene Ontology annotation, cellular component: BAT3 complex.